This is a messenger RNA of Haliotis rubra (blacklip abalone), 510 nucleotides long. RefSeq lists its product as uncharacterized. Bases 1 to 414 code for a protein of 137 amino acids. Lineage: Eukaryota; Metazoa; Mollusca; Gastropoda; Lepetellida; Haliotidae. The transcript has 3 exons. The record is from RefSeq and is a predicted model, not a curated record.
AUGUUGUCAGAAUUCUGCCCUAAAUACCUGGCGCGGGAUGAAGCAGUUCGACUUUCAACCACGCGUUACUUCUUGGCUUUCUGCCAUAAAUAUUUCCUCAGUCUCCACUUGCUGCAAGAGAGCGGCAGUCGUCAGGAUGUGGCUGUUCAACGUGUUGCUGGCAACCCAAAGGAUGUCCUCCGUCACGACACACACACUCUGGCCAGGCUUCAGUUUGGGAAGGAUCUGUUAGACGACUACUGCAAGAAAUAUAGGAUGGCUGUAGCACAGGGCCUGUCUGGGUGCAGAAAGGAUCAGCACCCUCACUGUCUGGCUAAUGGAUCAGUGGUGCUAGGCAGCUGCCGCGUCAAGCGAGCUGUGUGUGUGGAGAAUGUACUUGAAGACUUUGGCUGGCUCUCCUGUGCCCUUCAGUAAAGCUAUCCAUUGAGUGCUUGUCUACCUGUUAUCACCGGCCACCCAGCACCACCAUACUCUAUGGAAUCGUCUGCCUGUUAUCGCCGGCCACCCAGC